Messenger RNA from Spirometra erinaceieuropaei, 4038 nucleotides. The record is from the annotation of a GenBank genome assembly. NCBI's taxonomy places the organism in Eukaryota, Metazoa, Platyhelminthes, Cestoda, Diphyllobothriidea, Diphyllobothriidae.
AUGAGUGACACUAAAGAUCCAUACCAUUCAGAGGUGACGUACAGUACUGAGCUUAAGCCAAUCCUUGAAGAAACAGCAGCCGCAAAGACCAUCGCAAUAGGGAAGAAAGGACGAGUGAGUGGCCCGCCUACUACAGUGGUGGCAGCGCAACGACCGUGCCCACAUCCCCUGCGCAUGUCUGGCAACCAAAUAAACACAACGCGCACCGUCGAGAUACCACCCUUCGAUGGUACCGAGUCUGUUAUGGUGUGGCUCAGACGCGCGAAAUUCUAUUUACGGGAGAUCUCAGAGGCCGACAGGCCCUGGACGCUACUCAAGGCCCUUGCGCCUAAACAGUUAGAUAAAGCGCUCGACGCUGGCCUUGACGCCGAUCUACCCCUUGACGCGCUUUGCCAACGCCUGGCUAACUUGUUCAGCCAAACGUACUCUUUCGGCGACGCGAUGGAUCAGUUGCAGGAACGGCGAUUGAAACAGGACGAAACCCUGAACCAGCUGGUGCAGGAUCUCGAACGCCUGACAACUGUGGCUUUUCCUUCAUUAGGAUCUGAGGAUAAGGAUAACAUUGUGCUUCAUUAUUUUAUUAAAGCCCUACCGCCCUCCGAACUGUCACGGUCACUUGUACUACAACCGCCUGGUGAUUUGCGAGAUGCAUUACACAGAGCAGAACGUUAUAUCAGGUUGGACAGCGCCACUCAGGGCCACCCAAAGCAAUCAUAUCGACACCAUUGGCGUCGACCUGACUUAGCUUUGGUAAGGGGCCGCCUCCCUCUUAGACCUCGCUUCACAGGCCCCAGCUUCAGCCAAUAUAACCAGCAAGGUAGACCUUUCUGUAGACCCGGAGGUCGUCCGCCGUACCGCAACCAGGCGUACACCUGCAGCCAUACACCAAGUACACUGUCCAUUACCUCAUGCAACGAUCUCCACGAUAAGGCAACUCCAUUCUAUGCUCGAUUAUUAGUUAACAACCAAGAAGUUAAUGCGCUGAUAGAUACAGGAGCCACAGUCUCCCUAGUUAAUCCACGAAUCAUACCAAAACAGCUAUACGCUAUCAGGAGACCGGCAUGUCCGUGCACUCAGCUGACAGCAGCAGACGGUUCUCGAAUGAAUCAUAUAGGAACCGUAUCACUUGACGUAACCCUCCCACAGAGCACGUCCAGCCACACUUUCAUCGUGACCCCCAAAUUAACAUGGGAUUUGGUGCUCGGAAUUGAUUUCUUAGCACGACACGGCUGUCAGAUAGACGUUAAACAGCGAACGGUACAGUUCAACACAAAAAAGGAAGAAGAACCCAUGACGUCAGCGAUAGUUUUCGAUGACGCAGCCAUAUGUGCGGCUAUCCAGACCUCAGUGCAAAUACCGCCUACUUCUGUGAACCAUAUAUUAUCAAAGGCGGGGGGAACCGACCGUGACCGUCAGGCCCUCAAAGUCCUACUACUCGAUUUCGAGGACGUGUUUGCGUGGGACGAGUAUUCCCUAGGCCGAACGAACCGCAUCCGGCAUUCCAUCGAGACCGGCUCUGCUAAGCCCAUUUGGCAACAUCCGCGUCGGAUUCCUGUCCAGUACCAAAAUGAAGUUCGCGAUCUAUUAGAUAACAUGCUAGCUACGGGAGUAAUUAGACCGUCGCACUCCCCGUGGGCCUCCCCAGUGACAUUGGUACCCAAGAAAGACGGUAAACUGCGGUUUUGUAUCGAUUACCGACGCCUAAACGCGGUCAUGACACGCGACUCGUUCCCAUUACCGCGUAUAGAAUGUACCUUGGAUGCAUUGGCCGGAUCCCAGUGGUUUUCCACCUUAGACCUCAAGUCGGGCUAUUGGCAGGUAGAGGUGGAACCUACAGAUCGUCAGAAGACGGCCUUUAUCCUGCCACAAGGGUUGUUCGAGUUCGAGACUAUGCCGUUUGGAUUGUGCAAUGCAGCCGCUACCUUCCAGCGACUCAUGCAGGUCGUACUAGCGCACUUGUAUCCCCAACAAUGUCUGGUGUACCUUGAUGAUGUGAUCGUCUUCGGUAGAACGAUCGCACAGCAUAACCAAAAUCUGUACGCGGUGUUGGAGGCAUUACGUGAAGCCGGACUGCGUCUGAACCCACAAAAAUGCCAGUUCCUUCGCCACCAGGUGUCAUAUUUGGGCCACGAGGUCUCCGCAGCAGGCAUACGCGUCGCCCCGGAGAAGAUAGACGCUAUACGAUCCUGGCCUACACCACAAACCCCCACGGAGGUCCGAGGAUUCAUCGGAUUGGCUUCCUAUUACCGACGCUUUAUCGCCGAUUUUGCCGGCAUUGCGAGACCGUUGCAUAGACUGACCGAGAAAGGACGGAGAUUUCUUUGGUCAGAAGAGUGUCAAACUGCGUUCGACGACCUUAAAGCCCGCCUUACAACAGCCCCGAUACUCAGACUUCCUGAUGUCUCCGCGGAUGCACCCCCUUUCAUCUUGGAUACUGACGCUAGCGCGUUCGCUAUUGGCGCAGUACUCUCACAGGCGGAUAACAGUGGUCAAGAAAAACCGUUAUGCUUUGCGAGUAAAACCUUGUCAAAACCACAACGCAAUUAUUGCACAUAUCGGCGUGAAUUACUAGCCAUUAUUACAUUCAUUAAACAGUUUCGCCCCUACCUGCUGGGCAGGCCAUUUAUCGUACGCUCCGACCACAAGGCUCUACAGUGGCUGCAGAGCACAAAGGACGCGGAAGGACAACUCGCCCGUUGGCAAGAAAUACUACAGGAAUACAAGUUCACUUGCAUCUACCGAUCAGGUAAACAACACGCUAAUGCGGAUGCCCUAUCUCGACGACCCCCUAAUACGGAAACCAGAGCAGUCAACACUCCGAGGGACGAGGUCACCGCGGUUUACGCCAGCGAGCCGACACGACACCACUGGGCAGUGGCUCAGAGUACGGACCCGGACACCGCGGUAGUCUAUGACCAUUUGACGCGUGGUCAACACCGAUCAACCGAUACUGAACUACGUGGCUCGUCCGAAGCAGCCUAUAUUCUCCGUAACCAGUGGUCACAACUCUUUAUCGAAAACGAUAUCUUACUAAUUAGAGACAACGUAACGAGACACAGCCGAGUGGUAGUCCCAGGAAGCUUGGUACAAGCAGUGCUCACAGAUCUGCAUGCCGAGUUAGGACACGUAGGACGAAACAAGACAGAAGCCGCAGCUCGCCAGCGGUUUUGGUGGCCUCAUCUCCGCGAUCAGGUGGCCAUCUUUUGCAACACUUGCAAGACAUGUGCUACAUUCAAGGCUCCUCAACAACGGCACCGAGCACCACUCCAGCCGAUGCUCACAGGUUUCCCGUUUCAACGCCUAGGCCUAGACAUUAUCGGCCCAUUACCAUUCACUACUUCCGGUCAUCGAUUUAUAUUAGUAAUGGUUGAUUAUUUUACCAAGUGGGCAGAGGCAGUACCCCUUCUACGCCAAGACGCUGCGUCGGUAACUACCGCGAUAUUUAACAACUGGGUCUGCCGAUUCGGAGCGCCCCUAUCCGUCCACUCAGACUGCGGAGCGAAUUUUGAUAGCAAACUAUUACAAGAUGUGUGCGACUUGCUCGACAUUUAUAAGACACGAACUACUCCUGCUCACCCGGAAGGAAAUGGCCAAGUUGAAAGAACUAACCGCACACUGACACAAUUACUGAAGGCCUUUGCUGAAGAGAACCGCCCCCACGAUUGGGACAAACAGUUACCAUGCGUGAUGAUGGCAUAUCGCACCGCGGAGCAUACCUCGACGGGAUACUCCCCUUUCUUUAUGCUCACAGGGCGCCAUUUCCGCCUACCGAUAGACUCCCGCGUGCCGGAAGCCGCACCCAACGAAUGCAAUCCAGACGACUAUAUGUGGCAACUACAAGAAUUACUACGCACAACCCACAACCUUGCAAGAGAUCAUCUCGGAGCAGCCGCUGAAAGACAAAAAAACUACUUCGAUCGCCGGAUACAUGGUACUCCCUACCAAUUAGGCGACCUAGUGUGGCGCUUCCGCCCAGUACCCCCCUUGGCACUUCAGCAAAGUUCUUCCAUCCUUGGGAAGGACCAUAUGGUGUCGUAG